CUAGCUAACAGCUGUUUUCUAGGCCCUUUUCCAUGAAAUUGCGGCUCUGGGCCUGCUGUUGGUUGAUUUUUUAAAAUAAAUUAUAGAACAAAUAUUUGACAUAUUGUGGAAGAAGAUUUCUGCUUUUUGCAGGUAUCAGACCUGUCCACACCUCAUUCUGAGCAGCUUGAUGGUGGCGUGGCCCCCCCGAGGUUUGACAGCCAGACCUGGUUUCAGGCUCCUUCCUCUGCACACAGCUGAGCAUCCUGAGCUCUCUGCUCCUGCUGUUCGCCGGGACUUUUAAACUCUCAGCUUGGAGCUCAAGAAGCACACCGUGAAGAAGGAUUUAACAGCCACAGGUGUGCCAGUCUUUCUACAACAGGAUGAACAUGAUCUGGGGGACAGUGCUGAUGGCUUUGUAUGCGACUGUCACCUCAGCCACAUAUGAUGUUUAUGAGCAGCAGUCCUAUAUGGACCCAGAGGAUGUACUGAGUGUCAUCAUUCUCCUGGAGGGUCCACAGCGCCCUCUGCUGGGGGAAACGCUGACGUUACCGUGCUACUUUGAGGAUCACACUGUUGACGACCCUGGCGCUCCCACCAUCGCCCCCUUGUCUCAUCGGAUCAAAUGGAGCUUUGUGACUAAAGAAAAGGUCACAACCAUCAUUGUUGCCCAGGGGGGGAAAGUGCAUAUCACUGAGAACUACCAGGACAGAGUCCAGCUGAUAGGUUAUCCUGGGACCCCGACAGACGCUAGCAUCAGGAUAUCUGAGCUGCGUUCCAGUGACACGGGAGUAUAUCGCUGUGAGGUUCAGCACGACAUCGAGGACAACCACAGCAUCGUGCACGUCCAGGUUCAAGGCACUGUGUUCCACUACAGGGCCAUCAUGGGACGCUACAGUUUGACUUUUGAAAAGGCAAAGGCAGCGUGCACCCAGAAUAGUGCUGUAAUGGCUUCACCUGAACAGCUCCAAGCGGCGUACGAUGACGGUUUUCACCAGUGUGACGCUGGCUGGCUCUCUGAUCACACAGUCAGGUACCCAAUCCAGAGUCCUCGUAUGAACUGCUAUGGUGACAAAGUAGAACUGCCUGGAGUCAGGACAUACGGCGUGAGGGAUCUCAAUGAGACUUAUGAUGUUUACUGCUUCGCUGAGAAGAUGACAGGCAGAGUUUUCUACACUGCGACUGCAGAGAAGUUCACCUUCUCAGAGGCUGUGUUGGCGUGCUCUAAUAAGGGUGCUCAGCUGGCCACUACAGGUCAGCUGUACCUGGCCUGGCAAGGAGGGAUGGAUGUCUGCAACGCUGGCUGGCUCGCAGACAGGAGUGUCCGCUAUCCCAUCAACAUUCGUAGGCCACAGUGUGGAGGCGGGCUGAUCGGGGUACGGACUGUUUAUCUUCACGCAAACCAGACAGGAUAUCCUCUUCCCGAGUCUCGCUGUGACGCCUUCUGUUACACAGAAUUGACUGAUGAAGAUGGCUCAGGCAUGACAGAGGAGGGCAGCGGUGUGCCGCAAGUCACCACAGUGACACAGAGCCCAGAGGUGUUCUUCAGGAGCACAACGACAGAGAGUGAGGCUGCCGGAGAGGUGGAGACUAUGAUGCCUACUAACGUGGACUUCACCUACACAGAAAGCCCCACCGACCCGCCUCUGGCUGAGCUGCCAAACAUCACCGUGUCUGUCACUGAUCUGAUACAGUCAGCCACAGCACAGCCGGAUGUUGGCAGGGAGCCACACAAAGGCUUUGUGAUACCUCCAAGUGGCGUGGUCUUCCAUUAUCGUUCAGCUGCCGGCCGCUACGCUUUCACCUUUGUCGAGGCCCAACAAGCCUGCCAGAGUGUCGGAGGCUCAAUCGCCACGCCGCAGCAGCUGCAGGCAGCGUAUGAAGCUGGAUACCAGCAGUGUGACGCAGGUUGGCUACUGGAUCAGACUGUAAGGUAUCCUAUCGCUUACCCUCGAGAAAGCUGUGUAGGAGAUCUGGGAGAUCGACCCGGGGUUCGAUCCUACGGUCUGAGGCCAGCACACGAGAGAUACGAUGUGUACUGCUACACUGACGGGCUCAAAGGAGAGGUUUUCCACAUUGGAUCAGCUGAAGGUUUCACUUACAGUGAGGCUGUUCGUAGCUGUCAAGAGCAGAACGCCACAGCGGCCUCCACAGGACAUCUCUAUGCUGCCUGGAAAAUGGGCUUUGACAAGUGCCGUGCAGGCUGGCUAGUAGAUCGCAGUGUGCGUUAUCCCAUCAACAAUCCACGUGUGGAGUGCGGAGCGGGGAAAAUAGGAGUGCACACUGUGUACAAUCACCAGACUGGCUAUCCUGAACUUGAUGCCAGAUUUGAUGCUUACUGUUUCAGAGCUGACGUUCGGCUUAUUGCAGAUGAAACUGAACUGAACAUCACAGAAAUUGAGGAGGCUCUACUAAAUCUGACAUCAGCUACCCAUUUGUUACGACCUGCUGUUCCCUCCAUAUCUCCUCCCAUCAAUGUAGAGAAUUCAGGCUCUGGUUCAGGCUCAGGAGACACUUCUGUAGUAGAUUACACAUCUGGAGGUCACUCUGGAGAAUCGUCUGGAUCUGGACAGCCUGCAGACGAGAUUUUCUCUGGAGACUCCUCUGGUUCUGGAGAUAAGGCUACUUCUGGAGAUGGCUCUGCUUCUGGAGACCUCCCUUCCUCUGGCUCUGGAGACAUGGCUGGCAGUGCGCAUGCUGACCUACCCAGCGGAGAAUCAGGUCCCAGCAGUACAGAUGUUUCUGGAUCAGGUAGUGGAGAAGGGUCCACGAUCAGUAUUUGUUUUUCAGGCACUGACUCCACUCCUUCAGGCGAGGGCUCAGGUUCUGGAGGACCUCAAGAAGCUGGAGAGGGAAGCACAGAGAUCCUUACUUUCCUUUCAUCUGAUGUGGGAUCUGGAGUGCUGAGUGGUAGUGGGGAUGCGUCCUGGUCUGGAUCUGGUUUCAGUUCUACAGAAAGUGGUUCUUCCACAGACAUGUCCUCUGGUUUCGUCACCAGUCAGGAGUUUUCUGGCUCUAGCAGUUUUCCAUCCACAUUUGCCUCUGGAAGUGGUAGUGGACAGUCAGGAGAGCUUUCAGGGAGUGGAGACGCUCAGAUCUUAUUGAUAGAUGAUAAACUGAUUGAUGCAACCACCUCCAGUAAAUACAGUGAGCUUAGUGGAGACUUCUUCAGUGGCUCUGGGGACAUUUCAGGAUCUGGCGUUCUCAUUUGUGAUCUUAAUGGAGAUUGCAGUGGUGACCUCAGUGGAGACCUCAGUGGGGACCUCAGUGGAGAAAUCAGUGGAGACGUCAGUGGGGACCUCAGUGGUGAUUUCAGUGGAGACGUCAGUGGGGACCUCAGUGGGGACCUCAGUGGUGAUUUCAGUGGAGACGUCAGUGGGGACCUCAGUGGGGACCUCAGUGCCUCGGCCUCUGGAGGGGUCUUUGAAUUUUUCCCUGGUGUGACUUUGGUGGGUUCAGGGUUCACUGAGCUGACAGGGUCAUCGUCUGGAGUGGAGGAGGAGGCGUCUGGGGUUUUACUCUACAGUUCUGCAGAGGGAAGUGGUGGAUAUCUGUCUGGAUUUGGAAGCUCAAGCUUUCAUUCUCUGUCUGGAUCAGGACUUUCUGGAUACGAGUCCUCAACAAGUGGAGGAGGAGGCAGUGUUAUCUUUCUGUCUGAGGAUCUAAUGACAAAGGUAUCUGAAAACACAUCACCAGAGGACUCAGGCACGCUGUUUUCGGAGCUUGGUAAGGGGCCGUUGGAGUACAGUGGAGAAGGAAGUAGUAGUGGCAGUGGUUCUUACCCUGGGAGUGGAGACUCUGACUCAUCUGCUGCCAGCACGACUUUUUCAGAAGGCCCAUCUAGCCAUCUGCCAGUGGCCUAUCCCAUCAUUGAGUGCAAUGUGACAGAGAGCACCACAGGACCACAGGAGGACCCUAAUGGCGUGCCAGAGACCCCUGAUGAUGUCCCUGUAACCCUGGCCCCUGCGGUUGUCCCGGCAGGACUAGCAGCACCUCCCAUUACAGUUGCACCACCCUCUGUUCAGACAUCAGGCCCUGUUGAAGGACAUGUUGGCCCAUGUGAACCGAACCCCUGUGGCGAUGCUUCAUGCACUGCAGAGAACGGCGUUGCCUUCUGUGACGAGGUAGAUGUGUGCCGUUCCGACCCUUGUGCCAAUGGAGCCACCUGUGUGGAGACUGUAGACUCUUUCAAAUGCUUAUGCCUGCCCAGCUACGGAGGGGAGCGCUGUGAGAUCGAGGAGCAGCCGUGUGAAGAAGGCUGGACUAAGUUUCAGGGGAACUGCUACCGACACUUCACCGAGAGAGAGACGUGGGUGACAGCGGAGCAGCGCUGCCGCGAUCACAACGCCCACCUGGUCAGCAUCAUCUCCCCAGAAGAGCAGAACUUUGUCAACGCAAAUGCACAAGACUACCAGUGGAUCGGGCUGAAUGACAAGACUGUAGAGAAUGACUUCCAGUGGACUGACGGCACUCCUCUGCAAUACGAGAACUGGAGGCCGAACCAACCGGACAACUACGUGAACUCUGAAGAAGAUUGUGUGGUGAUGAUCUGGCAUUCUGACGGCCAGUGGAAUGAUGUACCCUGUAGUUAUCAUCUGCCCUUCACCUGCAAGAAAGGCUCAGUGUCCUGUGGUGCCCCGCCGGAGGUGGCCAAUGCUUGCAUGUUUGGCAAAAAGAGGGUGGUGUACCCCAUCGGCUCCAUCAUUCGUUAUCAGUGCAAUCCAGGAUUUAGACAGCGCCAUCUACCGCUGGUGCGCUGUCAACCAGACGGACAGUGGGAGGAGCCCCAAGUGAAAUGCACUGAUGUGAAAAGUCAAAGGAGAGCACAGAGGAGGAGCCGCAGGAGUCCAGAACGCAACAGCAGGCGUCGCUAAGGAGUCGAAAUAGCAAUUUAUUAUUUCAAAAGAACAUUAAUGGGACACAAAAAUGAAUUUUCUAUACAAGUCAAGAAGAUUUCUAGAGGUAAUGUUCUGGAACACACACAUCGGAGUGGCUACACCGUGGUAAUGUGAUUUUUUUUUCUGUGGCUCCUGUCCUUAUUUUAUUGUUCUGGUUGUUAAUGGUUAUUGCGUGUCUUGUAAUAUAUUUUUGUUUAGUAUUGCUGGCACACUUUGAUUCACAGAUGGUUCUGCUGUAGAUGUUAUCAUAGAGACGGACGCUGGUGCAGGAAUCAUUUUAACAUGAUUCAUGAAGUCAGGCACCAAAAAGUCAUACGUGUGGGUGUAUGUGGCACGCCGGAGAUACUUCUGCAGGUUCAAGGUUAUUCCUUCUUUUUCAAAUUCAGCUGAGGUUCAGUUAAAGAUUUACACAGUAGUGUACACAAUUAAAAGGCAUGAGCAUGUAAGACAGCUCUAAAGCUGAGAGAUCCCUAACAGGCCGCAUACAUGAAGAUAUAUGAGUUUAGUCAUCUGGACUUUUGGGUUAUGUUUGGGCAGAAAUGAUCCAAGUUUAACUAGAACUGAGGGGACUGUGCUAUCACACCUGUCAGGUGGUUUAAUUUAGACCUGGGGUUGUUUUUCCGAGUGUCACGUGAACAGACUUUGUAACAAACUGAGGACAUAAAGUCACAAUGGUUCUCACUAGUUCUCCUUAAAUAAAUCAGUAAUAUUGUGAAUUUAUCUGUGAUUUUAUUGUUGGUAUACAGCUGAGAGGUUCAUUCAACUACUGUGGCGAUCCGUGUUAUGCAAGAACUAGCCAAAAAUCUAUAUUAU
Molecule: messenger RNA, 5690 nt
Organism: Neolamprologus brichardi
Lineage: Eukaryota; Metazoa; Chordata; Actinopteri; Cichliformes; Cichlidae
Product: aggrecan core protein-like
Biological process (GO): positive regulation of neuroblast proliferation; central nervous system development; skeletal system development
Cellular component (GO): synapse; perineuronal net
Molecular function (GO): calcium ion binding; hyaluronic acid binding
Source: RefSeq, a predicted model, not a curated record